AACUUGCUGACAGAAUUACUACUAGAUGCAUGUGCUGAAUGCUUUCUGGUACCACCUGCUUAAAAUGUUCUCGGUCAAAACUAAUAGUUGGUAUUUCUGGAUGGUUACAUAUUACACCUCUGUGGCUUCAAUGGGUUGCCUCGACUCCUGUAACAAAUCUACCCUCCAGGCUUCCCUGGGCUCUGUGGUACUCUUGUCAUGCAGCUUUGGGUCCAUGUACCUGGAGAAAAGUCCUUACCGUACUUGGGUGGUGUGGAGUCAUGGCUCUAAUUCAAGUCUGGUCAACAUCACGUCCUUUGGGCAGGUGGACUUUUUGGACUCCAAACAGGGCAGAGUGAAGGUUUUCCCAAACGAAGGCCGUCUGGGGAACUUCUCCAUACGCAUUGAUGCUCUUCAGGCCUCAGAUCUGGGCUCAUACUGCUGUGAGUUGCAUAGUAAAGACCAGUGCCAUCGAGUGGAUCUUGGAGAAGGAUUUGAGAAUACAUAUCUACAGGUGUUGUUUUUCAGCGUCGGUGGUGCGGCAGGUCUUAUAGUGCUUUUGAGCAUCUGUUUCUGCUUGAUGAAAUGGACAGGAGUUUCUUGUAAAAAUGAAGAUGACUAUGUCAACACCAGCAUCAGUUCAGGAGCCAGCCGCGAGCGACCCAUUUAUGAAAACAAUGAGCAUGAUCCAACAAAGAUGCAGCAUGAUCUAACCAUAAUUCAGCAUGAUCAAACCAGAAUUCAGCAUGAUCAAACCAGAAUUCAGCAAGAUCCAUCCAGAAUUCAGCAUGGUCCAACCAGAAUUCAGCAUGAUCAAACCAGAAUUCAGCAUGAUCAAACCAGAAUUCGGCAUCACCCAACCAGAAUGCAGGAUGAUCCAAACAGAAUUCAGCAUCACCCAACCGGAAUGCAGGAUGAUCCAACCAGAAUUCAGCAUGAUCCAACCAGAAUUCAGCAUCACCCAAACAGAAUGCAGGAUGAUCCAACCAGAAUUCAGCAUGAUCCAACCAGAAUUCAGCAUGGUCCAACCAGAAUUCAGCAAGAUCUACCCGGAAUUCAGCAAGAUCCAACCCGAAUUCAGCAUCACCCAACCAGAAUGCAGGAUGAUCCAAACAGAAUUCAGCAUCACCCAACCGGAAUGCAGGAUGAUCCAACCAGAAUUCAGCAUGAUCCAACCAGAAUUCAGCAUGAUCCAACCAGAAUUCAGCAAGAUCUAACUGAAAUUCAGCACCACCAAGAACCACCAAGAAAUCGUAAAAAAGCAGUUAGAUUCAGCAAUACACCCGCCAGAGAUUUGAGUGAGAAGAAAAAGGGAUUUCAUACAGAACUCAUGAAUAUUUUGCGGCAAUCAAGUCUCGGACGGCAUUACUAUGCAAACCAAGCAGAAAUCAACCAACAAGCCAGAGCACAGAUGGACAUCUGCCAAAAAGCAAAUGAUGCAGAGACCAACCAGGAGGAUAGAUCCCAAAUGGACAACACUCAAAGAGGACAUUUUCAGGGCAAGCCAAACAAAGAUAAAUGUGAAUAUGAAAAUCCUAUCUACAACAAGCGCAUAGACCAUCUGAACAAACGGUAGACAAAGACGAAUGAGAAACUGUGUCUCAGCUAUUUCAGCUAUUUAUGUUUCGGGUUGUAUUUCAGAUUUUGUAAAUAAAGUACAUCUUUAAAGUUUCUGUAAUGCAUCAGUAUAUUAUCCAAAAUGAAUAUGAGAAGCUCGAAGACGCUUUUUGAAAACCGUAUUUGCAUA
Molecule: messenger RNA, 1726 nt
Organism: Esox lucius (northern pike)
Lineage: Eukaryota; Metazoa; Chordata; Actinopteri; Esociformes; Esocidae
Exons: 11
Coding region: 26-1555 (509 amino acids)
Source: RefSeq, a predicted model, not a curated record